Cercospora beticola is the source of this 1945-nucleotide messenger RNA. RefSeq names its product M14 family metallopeptidase. Gene Ontology annotation, molecular function: metallocarboxypeptidase activity; zinc ion binding. The record is from RefSeq and is a predicted model, not a curated record. Lineage: Eukaryota; Fungi; Ascomycota; Dothideomycetes; Mycosphaerellales; Mycosphaerellaceae. Gene Ontology annotation, biological process: proteolysis.
ACAGCGACGACGUUGUAAUUGGUGCUCAUUGAAAGCUUCCAGCUAUCUUAGGCAUUGUGGUCAAUUAUGCUUCAAAUGGAAGCGACCGCACAGGGAAGGCCUGCUUGUACAAGGUUGACGUGGAGAGCAAUUCCGGAUGCCGGUUGUCCCGAUGGUCUCAAGCACGCGCCUCUCAACACCGGCCUACAUAUGUUGUGAAAGAAGCCAAUCCUUUGGAGACGGAUUCAUGUCGUCUCCAACGACGUCAGCAUUGAAAUCUCCUUGGGCCAUCCAUCGACCACGAAGAGCGUCUCGCAGGCUUACGCUGGGCCUUGGGCUCUGUGCCAUCGCCAUGGCAUACAAAUUCUUGCCCUUCCUUCUGGCUAUAUUCGACCACACUCAAGCGACCCGAUAUGGCAACAAUCAUGUCAGCGUCAGAAAGGAUGAGCCACAAGUAGAGGCGAACUUUCCGGAUCCUGGGGUAAAGCUGUUUUCACCAGCCUUUUUAGACGAACAUAGCGUCCAAUCUGGGUUCAAGAAUGGCACUACGGGACCUACGAGCGAUGAAACAUUGACAGAUUUCUUGUCACUGCUAGACGAAAGGAAUGACUGGUUUCACUGGCAACCAGCCGAAUAUCUUUCGGAAGAAGGGAGAUCAAUCGACUUCGUCUAUGUCUCUCAAGAUCCCCAACCCCAUACUUCGACCGACAGAGCUCGAAUCUGGAUCCAGGGUGGCGUGCACGGGGACGAGCCCGCCGGAGAUCAAGCUGUGCUUGCACUGCUGGGUGAAUUGGACUCGAACAAAACGUGGACUACCUCUAUUUUGGAGAAAGUAGACCUACUACUUCUACCAAGAUACAACCCAGACGGCGAGGCGUAUUUCCAACGACUGCUGGCUUCGAACUUCGAUCCAAAUCGCGACCACAUCAAACUUGCAAGGCAACAAACUCGAGAUAUCAAGAAGACUUUCAGCAAAUUCGACCCACACGUCGCUGUGGACCUUCACGAGUAUUCUGCGAGACUGCAGUUACUUUCCCAUGGAGAAGUCUAUGUCCCACAAGCAGAUGCAAGAUUCAGCGCGGCGAAGAAUCUUAACAUCCAUCCCGACAUAAGCGCCUUGUCUGAGAAGCUCUACGCGCCAGCUAUAGCGUCGAAUCUUGAAGCUAAUGGCCUGAGAUGGGAGCCGUAUGCUGCAAUAGGGCCUGGUCGGAAACCCAACGAAACGAUAUCAUUUGUGGAGGCUGAAAGCGAUGCAAAGAUUGGGCGUAAUGCGAUGGGACUGAUUCAGGCAGUUUCAUUCCUCUGCGAAACACGAGGAAUCGGUAUCGCUGACCAGGAGUUCGCGCGGCGCACCUACAGCGGACUGAGUAUGCUGGAGAGCAUCGUGCAGACCACAGCAGACCACGCCUCUGAAGUCCUAGAAACGAUCACGAAGAGCGUCGAAGACUUCGUCCAAAGCAAGGAGCACAUCGUGCUCACAGACCAUGCAGUGAAAACACAAAACAACUGGACCUUCAUAGAGCUCGAUAGCGGAGAUUUGGCUGAAGUCCUGAUUGACUUUUCCUCAACUACACCUACACGAGCGAACCUCACAAGGCCGAGACCCGAAGCGUAUCUCAUUCCUCGAACAUGGGCUGAACUUGCUGAGAAGCUGCGGGUAUCCGGACUCGAAGUUGAGACGCUGCCGGACGCGUUUCACGGGACUGUUGAGGCUCUGACGAUAGAGACGUCGAAGUUCGUGGAGCCAGUGUCGUACUAUGAGGGUGCAAUUCCAGUCAGAGUGACAACAAAUUCCACUAUGAGGGAAAUUUCGCUUCCGAAGGGGAGCUUUCGAAUUAGCACGAGGCAGAAGAAUGCUGCCCUUGCGUUUGCUGCUCUGGAGCCAGAGGUCAUUGAUUCGUACGUCAGUGUCAACAUCAUACCGCUUGAAGAAGGAGACGAAUAUCCCAUAUUCAGAGUGCUGUGA